Trichosurus vulpecula (common brushtail) is the source of this 5844-nucleotide messenger RNA. RefSeq names its product Janus kinase 1 (gene JAK1). The transcript has 25 exons. Gene Ontology annotation, biological process: hemopoiesis; tyrosine phosphorylation of STAT protein; intracellular signal transduction. The coding region runs from base 681 to 4142 and encodes 1153 amino acids. The record is from RefSeq and is a predicted model, not a curated record. NCBI's taxonomy places the organism in Eukaryota, Metazoa, Chordata, Mammalia, Diprotodontia, Phalangeridae. Gene Ontology annotation, cellular component: cytoskeleton; cytosol; membrane. Gene Ontology annotation, molecular function: cytokine receptor binding; ATP binding; non-membrane spanning protein tyrosine kinase activity.
AGAGCUGUCAUUCGAGUGAUGUCAGCUGGACGGAGGGCGGGCUCUGGCGGCCUUUCCACUCCCUUCUCAGGGCGAUUGCCACAACCACCGCCUCAGCCCCAGCCCCAGCCCCAGCUGACCGGAGGUGAGAAGGGGGCGAGGUGUCAAGACUAGCUGCCGGACCGCCCUGGACCGCCCAGAGGCUCUGAAGGCCGAGUCAAGCGGCUGCGGCUGCGGCGGCAAUUGCGCCUCCCCAAAACCGAGAAGGGACGAGGAGAGGCGGAGCCGAAGCGGGCAGAGGAGGCGGGGCUGGACUGCCGAAGCAACCCAGGUCGCUGCCCCAAAGUUGAAUCGAGCCGAGCCGCGCCAAGCUGAACAAGCUGGCUGGCUGAGCUGCCGGCGGUACGCUUGUUCCUCCCGCAGUGUAGCGCCCCCGGUCUUGCCUGCGUCCUGCGCCCAGACCGCCGCGCCCUCGGCCUGUACCGCUCUGCCCCAUGAGGGCUGGCAGCGCGGGCCUGGCCGCCUAGCGAGCCGAGCCGAACUGGGCCCGGGGGCCCGGGGGCCCGGCUGCUGCCUGUCGGUCUGCCUCCCAGUCGAGUUCGGAGCAGCACGCGGAAGUGAUCAGCUUUUGAAGUGACUCAGAGAAGGUGAAGACAACCUGUUCAACUGUCUGAGGAGCAGGGCAGCAGACAGCCGAAUAAAUGCAGUAUCUAAAUUUCAAAGAGGACUGCAAUGCCAUGGCGUUCUGUGCAAAAAUGAGGAGCUACAAAAAAAAUGAGGUGAAUCUGGAUGUGCUGGAGCCUGGAGUGGAGGUGGUGUUCUAUCUGCCUGAUAGGAAGCCCCUCCACUUGCUCAGUGGGGAGUACACCGUAGAAGACCUGUGUAUCAGAGCUGCACAGGAGUGCUGUAUAUCUCCACUGUGCCACAACCUCUUUGCCCUGUAUGAUGAGAAGACCAAGCUGUGGUACGCCCCAAAUCACUGCAUCAAGAUUGAAGAGAAAACAUCGCUGCGGCUACAUUAUCGAAUGAGAUUCUAUUUCACCAAUUGGCAUGGGACCAAUGAGAAUGAGCAGUCGGUGUGGAGACACUCCCCAAAGAAGCAAAAAAAUGGCUACGAAAGAAGACGGGUCCUUGAUGCCACACCCCUCCUCGAUGCCAAUUCACUGGAGUAUCUCUUUGCUCAGGGACAAUAUGAUUUGGUGAAGUGCUUGGCUCCUGUACGAGACCCAAAGACUGAUCAGGAAGUGCAUGAGAUUGAAAAUGAGUGUCUGGGGAUGGCAGUGCUGGCCAUAUCCCAUUACGCCAUGAUGAAUAACAUACAACUUCCAGACCUGCCGAAGGAUGUCAGUUACAAACGAUAUAUUCCAGAAACACUGAACAGGACCAUCAGACAAAGGAAUCCCUUAACGAGAAUACGAAUAAAUCAUGUUUUCAAGGAUUUCCUUAAGGAAUUUAACAACAAGACCAUUUGUGACAGUAGCGUGACUCCUCAUGAUCUGAAGGUGAAAUACCUGUCAACUUUGGAGACUCUAACCAAACAUUAUGGAGCGGAGAUUUUUGAGACUUCACUCUUGUUGAUUUCAUCUGAAAAUGAAAUGAAUAAAUUAAAUUCUAAAGACUGUGGGAACGUCAUACGUUAUGAAGUGAUGGUGACUGGAAAUCUUGGAAUACAGUGGAGGCAAAAACCAAAUGUGGUUCCUGUUGAGAAGGAGAAAAAUAAGCUGAAGAGGAAGAAGCAGGAAAGCAAACACAGGAAAGAUGAGGAGAAGAACAAAGCUCGGGAGGAAUGGACCAACUUCUCUUAUUUCCCUGAAAUCACCCAUGUUGUCAUCAAGGAAUCCGUGGUCAGCAUUAACAAGCAAGACAACAAGAAGAUGGAGUUAAGCCUGUCUUCCCACGAGGAAGCCUUGUCCUUCGUGUCUCUGGUGGACGGGUAUUUCCGACUCACGGCAGAUGCCCAUCAUUACCUCUGCACAGAUGUCGCUCCUCCGCUGAUUGUGCACAACAUAGAAAAUGGCUGCCAUGGGCCCAUCUGUACUGAGUAUGCAAUCAACAAGCUGAGACAAGAAGGAAGCGAGGAAGGCAUGUACGUCUUGCGCUGGAGCUGCACAGACUUUGAUAACAUCCUCAUGACCGUGACCUGCUUGGAGAAAUCAGAGCAGAUGUUGACGAGCCAGAAACAGUACAAGAAUUUCCAGAUUGAAGUGAAGAAGGGGAAAUACUCCCUGCAUGGUUCCGAUCGAGUGUUCCCCUCCCUCAGAGGCCUGAUGGACCAUCUCAAAAAGCAGAUCCUGAAAACAGACAACAUCAGCUUUGUCCUGAAGAAAUGCUGCCAGCCGAAACCGAGAGAAAUUUCUAAUCUGCUUGUGGCCACCAAGAAGGCCCAGGAAUGCUUGCCAGUCUACACAAUGAGCCAGCUGAGUUUCCAUCGAAUUCUCAAGGAAGACAUCAUUCAGGGAGAGCACCUGGGACGAGGCACUCGGACCCAGAUCUACUCAGGGACCCUGGACUACAAGGAUGAGGAAGGCAGCUCUGAUGAGAAAAAGAUGAAAGUGAUCCUGAAAGUCUUGGACCCCAGCCACAGGGACAUUUCUCUGGCUUUCUUCGAGGCGGCCAGCAUGAUGAGACAAGUCUCCCACAAACACAUCGUGUACCUCUAUGGCGUCUGUGUACGAGAUGUGGAAAACAUCAUGGUGGAGGAAUUUAUGGAAUUUGGGCCUCUGGAUCUCUUCAUGCAUAAGAAAAGUGAACUGCUCACCACACCGUGGAAAUUUAAGGUUGCCAAACAACUGGCCAGUGCACUGAGUUACUUGGAAGACAAAGAUUUGGUCCAUGGGAAUGUAUGUGCCAAAAAUGUCCUCUUGGCCAGAGAGGGCCUGGAUGGUGACUGCAGCCCCUUCAUCAAGCUCAGUGAUCCUGGGAUCCCCAUUACCGUGCUCUCUCGACAGGAGUGUGUGGAACGGAUCCCAUGGAUUGCACCAGAGUGUGUGGAUGAUUCCAAGAACCUGAGCGUGGCUGCUGAUAAAUGGAGUUUUGGCACAACCCUCUGGGAGAUCUGUUACAAUGGAGAAAUCCCCUUGAAAGAUAAGACGCUAGCAGAGAAAGAGCGAUUUUAUGAAGGUCGAGUUAUGCCGGUCACGCCCUCGUGCAAGGAGCUGGCUGACCUGAUGACUCAGUGUAUGAACUACGACCCUAGUCAGAGACCCUUCUUCCGAGCCAUCAUGAGAGAUAUCAAUAAGCUAGAAGAACAAAACCCUGAUAUUCUUUCAGAGAAACAACCAACAACUGAGGUAGAUCCCACCCAUUUUGAAAAACGGUUCUUGAAGAGGAUCCGUGACCUGGGAGAGGGCCACUUUGGGAAAGUUGAACUCUGCAGGUAUGACCCCGAGGGAGACAACACUGGUGAGCAGGUUGCGGUCAAGUCUCUGAAGCCAGAGAGUGGGGGCAACCAGAUAGCCGACCUGAAGAAGGAGAUCGAAAUCUUGAAGAACCUUUAUCAUGAAAACAUUGUGAAAUACAAAGGGAUUUGUACAGAGGAUGGAGGGAAUAGGAUUAAGCUUAUUAUGGAGUUCCUGCCUUCUGGGAGCCUUAAGGAAUAUCUUCCUAGAAACAAGAACAAAAUCAGCCUCAAACAGCAGCUGAAGUACGCGGUUCAGAUUUGUAAGGGGAUGGACUAUCUGGGGUCCCGUCAGUAUGUCCACCGAGAUCUGGCAGCAAGAAAUGUGCUUGUUGAAAAUGAGCACCGUGUCAAGAUUGGAGAUUUUGGUUUAACGAAAGCCAUCGAAACAGACAAGGAGUACUACACGGUGAAAGAUGAUAGAGACAGCCCUGUCUUCUGGUAUGCUCCAGAAUGUUUAGUUCAGUGCAAAUUUUAUAUCGCCUCCGAUGUCUGGUCGUUUGGGGUCACGUUACAUGAACUCCUCACCUACUGUGAUUCGGAAUCCAGUCCCAUGGCGAUGUUCUUAAAGAUGAUCGGCCCAACUCAAGGCCAGAUGACCGUCACAAGGCUUGUGCGUGCAUUAAAGGAUGGAAAACGUCUGCAGUGUCCACCUAACUGCCCAGAAGAGGUUUACCAACUGAUGAAAAAAUGCUGGGAGUACCAACCAAACAAUCGAACAUCCUUUCAGAACCUCAUUCGUGGAUUUGAAGCACUUAUAAAAUAAGAUCCAAUCGAUCAAACAUUGCUUUAAGUGCCUACUGUGUUCAAGGCACUCCUCUAAGUGUUGGGGCAUGAGCAUCCCCCAAAAACAUUCUUUUGUUUGUACUGCUCAACAGUUGGUGGUGUGCCCUCUCUAGAAGUCAAGUCCCUAAGCUCAGUUAGUGGGUGGGGAGGGUUCUUUUUUAAAAAAACAAAUUUAAAACAUUCAUAUUCUCCCCAGAUUUGGUCAUUCAUUUAUAAACUUUAUUGAGUGCCUACUGUGUAAAGGGGGGCUUAAUAUCUUCAGGUGGUUCUUUAUAGGCAAUGAUCAUGGAAUGGUGACAGAUAUAAGAAACCCACAUUUUAAGCACUCCUCUUAUUGGAAGCUGUCCACCACCAGCCACUGGAGCUGGUGGCUCUCAUAUCACUGGGCUUGCUGGUUGCUGAUGAUUUUAGUAACACUCACAUUACUUCUCACAAGAAUGGCAUUUCCAGCAACAAGAAAGCUGGCCUAAAUCCUCUCUGAAAUUAUUUGCUUUCACUGAUUGUUAUGAAUUAUGAUAUUAAACUGAGUCCAUUCUCCUAACUUGUCAAAUUGAGGCAAGGGCUGUAGGCUUCUCAAGUUACCUUUCAUUGUACAUACAAACUUCCAGUAUCUAUACAAAUGGACCAAACCUUCUGUCAAAUGCCUGUUCACACACCGCCCUUUGAAAAUGAAGGGAUUCUACUUGAGUGCUUUCUCUCCCAAGUCACCUUCUUGGAUCCCUGGUGACCAUCUGUAAAAAGACUGGCUGGGCAAAGGGAUGCAACCUGGGCCUAUUGGACAGAGCCUCUUUCUGUCUGAAUCUGAACUGACUUGGGAAUCGAAUGGAUGGUGUUAAUUAACCUUGUUAUCAACAUGUCCUAACCAGCUGAGCUAGAAGAGCCCUAAUACCACUCAAUAGGCUUGCUUUCUUUUCAUUUAAAAAAAACGCAGGUGCACCUUUUUAAUUUUCAAACUUUGUUACCUAAAGAAAUUCUUCCUAAGGAUUUUGACACUUCAGGGGUCCAGGUGGUUUUAUAAAAACCUCUGUGGUUUUAUGUUGGAUGGCAACAUUUAGAUACACAAUAUAAAUCGUAUUAUACUUUAGGGUGUUCCUGUACGUGACACGAAAAAGCAAAAUGCCUUUAUGUAAUGGGCAUAGGCACAGAGCCAAUAAUCAUUAGAGGGAGCUGCUGGAUAUUGACCACAUCCCCAUCAUGUGCAACAGGGAUGCCAAGACGAUGUAGCAGAUCGCCACCUAGAGGAAUCUCACCGCUUGGAACCUAGUGCGGGCAGAAAGGUGCCGACUUUGGGGAUUGCUUGGGGAUAGCUUGCUUGCCAGUUAAAACGAUAUGGUCGCCAAUCUAAUGUGAACACGAAUGGUUUUAAGGAAUGUCUGUCUGAAGAGUCAUUCAGAACUCCAUAGUACUAGCGUGCCACUGCUUUUCACCUUUUUAUCUUGAAAAUGCUUUUUGGAAAGAUUCGGGGCUGGCAGUAAUGAGAGAGACAGAUGGACAGACGGGCUCUUCAAAUCUGUGCAGUGAGCUAAGGACUUCAUUUUAUACCCUUGCCCACAUCUGUGUGUUUGUAUGAUGCAGGUAGUGGAAUGUUCCAGCAUUACCCACAAUUGUACCUGUUUGGAACCUGUGUACGACCUAUAUGCACUUUGUUACUCUUUAUACAAAUAAAUCUAAUAAAGAAUUGA